UACCGAUGUCGCCGCUGGUAUGAUCAAUAAGUACAGCAUGUAGAUCACGGACUCUGUCCCAAUACCUACACCUCUUACAAGUCACUUUCUACUAGUCCCAAUGGCACAAACGCUCUUCUCGUCACUCCGCACAGUUAGCCGUGCCGGCCGUCGUGCAAUUCCCGUUGCUCGCUCACCACUAUGCAGUUCACGAAACUUCUCGCUGACAGCACGACGGGCACUGAUGGAGACGUCUGGGUUCACAGAAGAGCAGAUGACUGUCAGAGAAUCGAUUUUCAAAAUAUGUUCUGACUUCCCGGACGAUUACUGGAUGGAGCGCGACUACAGUGGCGAAUACCCUGGGGAACUGCAUGCUGCACUUGCCAAAGAUGGCUGGCUAGGCAUUGCUCUACCCGAGAGUCUUGGAGGCGCAGGACUGGGCAUUUCAGAGGCGACGAUGAUGAUGCAGACUAUUGCUGAAAGUGGUGCCGGGAUGGCAGGAGCACAGUCAAUACACGCCAACGUAUAUGCCACUCAGCCCGUUUCAAAGUUUGCAACACCGGAGCAAAGGGAUCGAUUCUUGAAAAAGAUUGUCAGCGGUGAAUGGAGAACGUGUUUCGGCGUGACAGAACCCAAUACUGGUCUCGACACUCUGAAGCUCAAGACCCUAGCCACUCCGGACGGAGAAGGCUAUCGUAUCUCCGGCCAGAAGAUCUGGAUCACGAAUGCACAGGUAGCGCAGAAGAUGGUGCUGCUCGCCAGAACCACCCCGGUGGAAGAAGUCAAGAAGCCAAGUGAAGGUUUGAGCAUGUUGUACAUCGACCUGGACAAAUCAAACCCUGGGCUGGAAAUUAAAAGAAUCAAAAAGAUGGGCGGUCGAGCGGUCGACGCCAACCAAGUGUUCUUCGAUAACUACUAUGUGCCAAAAGAUGCUUUGAUUGGCACAGAAGGCAAAGGUUUCAAAAUCAUCUUGCAUGGCAUGAACGCUGAGCGAUGCCUUCUUGCUGGAGAGGCCCUCGGACUAGGCUAUGCAGCGUUAAAGAAAGCUACUGACUAUGCUCGCGAGCGCGUAGUGUUUGGUCGACCAAUUGGUCAAAAUCAGGCAAUCCAGCAUCCACUGGCAUCAGCUUAUAUGCAGCUUGAAGCGGCUAAGCUCGCCACAUACCAUGCUGCGAGGUUGUAUGACCGCAGUACUCCUGAGCACCCGGAUUUCGACGAGAGCAUAACGCAACAUCAAGUUGGAGUUGCAGCGAAUAGUGCCAAAUAUGUUGCCGCAGAAGCCGCAUACACAGCGUGCGAAAGAAGCGUUAUGAGCAUGGGUGGCAUGGGCUACGCUGCCGAAUAUCACGUGGAGAGGUAUCUGCGAGAGUGCUUCGUACCAAGACUAGCUCCGGUCAGCCGCGAGAUGAUCAUGAACUUCAUCAGCGAGAAAGCACUUGGUCUGCCCCGAAGCUACUGAAACAAACACAAAAGAGUGUUCAACACCCUUUUCCGCAUGGCUUACCCUAACAUUCCUCCAUUGGGAAUGACAUCGCCAUCAAUCAAGGCCGAGUAGACAAUGACGAUGGACCUGGCGCUGGGACAUGGAUCAUAUCCGCCCAUUGCGACAGAAUGGAAAGGCUGACGCACAGUCCUCUAGUUCGAGAAGUCGGAUGCGUAUUGCAAGAACUUAGCAGAUUUUAAAGUUUGAGCGACUGCAUUCAGCUGUGCCGCUGUUUAGGGCCCCAGCCGCAGC
Messenger RNA from Cercospora beticola, 1714 nucleotides. RefSeq names its product acyl-CoA dehydrogenase family protein. Gene Ontology annotation, molecular function: flavin adenine dinucleotide binding; acyl-CoA dehydrogenase activity. NCBI's taxonomy places the organism in Eukaryota, Fungi, Ascomycota, Dothideomycetes, Mycosphaerellales, Mycosphaerellaceae. The record is from RefSeq and is a predicted model, not a curated record.